Punica granatum (pomegranate) is the source of this 555-nucleotide messenger RNA. Lineage: Eukaryota; Viridiplantae; Streptophyta; Magnoliopsida; Myrtales; Lythraceae. The record is from RefSeq and is a predicted model, not a curated record.
AUGCCCAAGAGAAGCCUUGAGAAGUGGUUGCAUCCAACACCAAACGAGAGUGGAAGAGAUAACAACACUACGACAUUAAGUAUAGUAGAGAGGUUAAGCAUUGCAAUUGAUGUGGCCACAGCACUGGAGUAUCUCCACCACCAGUGCCAAACGCCAAUUGUUCACUGUAACUUGGAGCCCAGCAACGUUCUCCUUGACAAAUAUGUUGUUGGAGGUGAAGUAUCCAUGGAGGUCGAUGUUUACAGCUUUGGGAUUCUCUUGCUUGAAAUCUUCACAGGGAAGAGACCCACUAGGCCCAUGUUAGGUGACAACUUCAGCCUUCGUGAAUUCAUCCAGGCAUCUCUUCCUCACGAGCUGAAUCAAGUGUUGGACCCAGUCCUUUGCAUGAGAGAAUUACAGGGCAACCUUUACGAAUGCUUGGACUCAGUUCUGCGGGUCGGUCUUAUGUGCUCUAACAUGCAACCGAAGGAGAGGAUGGACAUUGGAGAGGCUGCCAUAUCACUGCGAAAGGCAAAAGCUGUUCUUCGAAUUGGCACGAGAAGAAACAGAGUGUGA